GCAGAGAACACAGCAGCAGCAGCUUUACGCAGCGUUACGCAGCGUUUCCAACAACACCGUUUUGAACGUUUUCGACUUUUUCUGAAGCUUGACAAACUUUUUCUUUUUUUCUUUGAGCAAAAACUCAGAGAACAAAACAUGAGUCACGUCGACGUAAACAACCUGGAGCCCACCAGCUUUGAAGCCAAAUACUACGACGAAUACGAAUAUUAUAACUUAACCGAUAAAUACGCAGAAGGCUCAGCACGGAAAGGCAGGACAAAGAAGGAAGCCAGCGACAACACCAACAGACCAAACCCUGGAGGACACGAGCGCAAGAUUGUUGAAAAACUGCAAAACAGCGAGAAGAAAGCCAAGGCGUGAAGCAUGAGGACGACUCGGACGGCUUAACCCGGACACGACUAUGAGAUGAGAUGUGCAGACAGAAGGAGCGUUCAGACCUCCUAUUGGGCGAGGUUUCACCUGGGCGUGAGGAGGAGACCACGGAUCCAGAUGUUCCAGCUGCAGCUUCACCGUGCAGCAGCAGCAGCAGCACGUGGCUCCUCCGCCCGUAGGUGCCGUAAAGCAGUCACCUGUGGUGGCGUGCACCCGGUCCCUAGCUCGGACCGCGUGGGUGCACCUGUGAUUGUGGUGGUGGCGGUUGGGUGAUUUUUAUGUGUUGAUGAGUUUUCAAUGAAUUUUUAAAAGUUUGUUACUAAUAAAAAUAUUUUUUAAAGGA
Scomber scombrus (Atlantic mackerel) is the source of this 718-nucleotide messenger RNA. It is a transcript of the gene nupr1b, whose product is annotated as nuclear protein 1b. Gene Ontology annotation, biological process: regulation of transcription by RNA polymerase II; negative regulation of cell cycle; negative regulation of cell population proliferation. Gene Ontology annotation, cellular component: nucleus. The record is from RefSeq and is a predicted model, not a curated record. The transcript has 3 exons. NCBI's taxonomy places the organism in Eukaryota, Metazoa, Chordata, Actinopteri, Scombriformes, Scombridae. The coding region runs from base 139 to 363 and encodes 74 amino acids.